CAAGGCUACAGCUAUUGCAAACAUUUGCUGAAGUCAGCCCUGGACCCCAUCCCUAUGCAGGAACACCGAGUAGAGUGUCAGUGGACUGGCCAGCUUAUCUCGCAGUUUUUAUCAUCAUUUUUCUAACAUCACAAUUUUAACUCAAGUGUCUUUCAGUUACUGCACAGAACAGCAGGCUCCACUAGCGCAAAGACUAAACUUUUCUUCUGGGGACUGAAGCAUGCUGAUGAUGCUACCGAGCCCAAUCACUUCCACCCCCUUUUCUGUUAAAGAUAUUUUGAAUUUGGAACAGCAGCAACAACAAAGUCAGCAUCAAGUAUCUGAUCAUCAUGUCCAUCUGCACCAGGAUUUGCAACCACAGCACUUCCACCCUUCUUCUUGUAUGUUGGCGGCAGUUGCUACAGCAGAAGGUGCGAAUUUCGUGGAGGGAGAGGACAGGUUGCCGACCUUUCUGAGCUCUGUGCCUAGUCCGGAUCCUCACAGAGAGUUAACACUCUCACCAGAACUUUAUGUGCAUACAGUACUCCGGGGCACAUGCGACACCAAACCAGGAGAGGAGGACUGUGUCUGCAAUGAGCAAGAACAACUGAACUGCUCUCUCAAAAAAUGUGAAGAAACCGGAGAGAGUAAAGAUGUUGGGUCGGAGUCCAGACCAAAGCAGCGGACUCGAAGAAAGCCCAGAGUCCUCUUUUCUCAGGCACAGGUGUUUGAGCUGGAGAGACGAUUCAAACAACAAAGAUACUUGUCUGCACCGGAAAGGGAGCACCUGGCCACCACAUUGAAACUCACCUCCACUCAGGUUAAAAUCUGGUUCCAGAACAGAAGAUACAAAUGUAAAAGGCAAAGGCAAGACAAGUCACUAGAGAUGUCAAGCCAUCAUCACCCACCUCCACCACGACGUGUGGCAGUACCGGUUCUAGUGCGGGAUGGGAAACCAUGCAUAGGAGGAUCUCCGAAUUAUAGCACUUCUACCUAUAAUGUGGGAGGCAGCCCAUACUCAUAUAACAGCUACACUUCUACCUACAACACGUACAGUAACCCAGUGUACAACUCCAGUUACAGCUGCACUUACUCAAGUCUCCCCACCUUGCAGCCUGCUGCUACGGCUGGCACUGCUUUUAUGAACCUCAGUAACAUCACCAGCCUGAGUCCUGCUGCGCAGUCCACUGGUCACCAUCACCAGCAGCCAGCUCCAAGCCCAGCUUGUCAAGGCACAUUACAAGGUAUCCGAGCAUGGUAGCUGCUGGAAGCAGUCUUGUGGUCUGAUAAACUACAUUCUUCUCACAAAUCAGUAAGGCUGGUCUGACGAACUUCUUUCCUCUUCAGAUGGGUGGUUAAUACUUUUAAAACAUAGAUGCGCCAGUUAACAGAACAGAGACUGACCUAGAUGUCCUUUCAGUAAUAUAAAGAAUGCUGCGGCAUUUUGUGCGUUUGUGGGAUGUAAUGUUGAAAAAUUAUCCUCAAAGUGGAAUUUAGCCAACCCUAGAAUGUUUAUUGUUAUGAAUAUAAAAGCCUUUGCCGUGAAGGUUGCUAUAUGAUGGUGUUGUGGGCAUGAUGGAUUCUAGACAAAUUACUGUGGUUUAAAACUAAAAUAAUCUGACAACUAAUUCCUACAUUUGGCAAAUAUUUUGCACUGUAAUCGGGUAGAAGCAAACCGAGGAUUAUUCCAGUUGUUACACAGUACUGCCAUUCUGGCAUCUGGGGUACCUUGUGCAUUUCAACGAAGAAUCUCAGGAUACAGCCUGCCUUUCCGAAGGCCAGCAACUUGGCGCUGGUCGGGUAACAUAAUAUAUUAGCGAGAAAGCUAUAUUGGACAACUGAUAAUCUUGGACAGUGUGGUAUUAAAGGAGAGAAAACCAGUUAACCAAAUAUUUUAAUUAUACCGUACUUGUAUAUAUGACACAUUCGUCAGGCCUCAAGUCCUGCAUAUGAAUUUCGUAGCUAACAUUACAAACUGUAUGUGAGACACCAUUUGCUUAUUUAAAUUCUUAACUCUAUAAAUGAAUAUUCGACCUACCUAGAUGGGUCUACUAUUUACUCACGCCCGCUUACACUUUAAUUUGAUCCUCUUGCUAUAUGGACAAAUCUAUGAUGUACUUGAUGUAUUUAAUGCAGCCCAAUACAUUUCCCUGUAGGUCUCAUUAUACAAAAUGCUUAGAAAAUAUUAUACUGUAAAUGUAACUGCACGUUUAACUGUAUCGCCUGCAUCAUGAGUGAAAAAAACAUUGCCUAGACGUUGUGGAACCAGCACCUAGCCUGCUCUAAAGCUGUCUGAAUGCACUAUAUGAAAUGUAUAAAUUACAUAACUAAAUAAAUACCCAGGUGCAAUA
Protopterus annectens (West African lungfish) is the source of this 2330-nucleotide messenger RNA. It is a transcript of the gene NKX2-3, whose product is annotated as NK2 homeobox 3. Gene Ontology annotation, molecular function: DNA-binding transcription factor activity, RNA polymerase II-specific; RNA polymerase II cis-regulatory region sequence-specific DNA binding. Gene Ontology annotation, biological process: regulation of transcription by RNA polymerase II; cell differentiation. The coding region runs from base 221 to 1240 and encodes 339 amino acids. The record is from RefSeq and is a predicted model, not a curated record. The transcript has 2 exons. Gene Ontology annotation, cellular component: nucleus. Lineage: Eukaryota; Metazoa; Chordata; Ceratodontiformes; Protopteridae.